Ictalurus furcatus (blue catfish) is the source of this 1420-nucleotide messenger RNA. RefSeq names its product ceramide-1-phosphate transfer protein (gene cptp). NCBI's taxonomy places the organism in Eukaryota, Metazoa, Chordata, Actinopteri, Siluriformes, Ictaluridae. The record is from RefSeq and is a predicted model, not a curated record. Bases 146 to 664 code for a protein of 172 amino acids. Gene Ontology annotation, biological process: ceramide transport; intermembrane lipid transfer. Gene Ontology annotation, cellular component: membrane; cytosol; cytoplasm. Gene Ontology annotation, molecular function: ceramide 1-phosphate transfer activity; ceramide 1-phosphate binding. The transcript is spliced from 2 exons.
UCUUGUACACCUGUAUUCUGACUUAUCCCGCCUUCUUCUCUGAAACGCAGAUACUAGUUGGACAGUGUAUAGAUCAAAUAAAAAAACAGGCCAAUCAGCGGAGUGAAACAUUGUCAACCCGAAGGAGGAAACGGAAUACCGCUUUAUGAACAGCCUGGGAAGCGUCUUCGCCUUCAUCUCCAAGGAUGCAGUCAACAAAAUCCAGAUCCUGGAGAACUUUCUGACAGGCGAGAACGGGACGCAUUACCUCACCGUCCAGUCCAUGGUGAAGUACGAGUUGGACAACGAGCUGGUGGAUCUUACCAAACGAGGCAGCCACCCAGAGUCGGGCUGCCGCACAUUACUGCGUCUGCACCGUGCCCUGCGCUGGCUGCAGCUCUUCUUGGAGAGCCUGCGCACCAGCACUGAGGACAGUAAGACCUCCGUCAUGUGCUCCGACGCCUAUAAUGCGUCGCUGGCGCAGCACCACUCGUGGUUCAUCCGGACAGCAACCGGAGUGGCGUUUUGCGCUCUUCCAGGCCGUGACACGUUCUUCGAGGUGUUGAACGCAGGCAGCCACCAGGAGGUGGUCACACUGUUGGGUGAAGCUUUACCUCUCAUCUCAGAAGUUUAUCAGAUCACAGAGGACCUGUAUGCAAAAAACAAUCUGCUCGAAUUACCAUAGAUAGGCUCUGCACUACUUGACGCAUUCUGUGUUUACUUGAUGUUAUUGUGAUAUUCCUGCUAUUCCUGUAACUUUCUAAAUACACUGGGAUAUGAUCAGUUUAUUAUUUUAAAAAAAUAAUAAAUUAGAUCACAUAUUUAUUGGUUAAAAGGGAUAUAUCGAAUGUACCUUAACACUAUUCUGUGACAUAGUCAACACAGUUAUGAAAUAAAGUACAUUAUACAUAUUUGAAAUGUUAUGUACCUUAAUGUACAUUAUUUUAUUGCUGCUUCAUGCCUGUACACCAGUGAUAUGAAUCGUUUUAAUGAGUCAGAUAAUUUGACUCAUCUCACCAAUAAGAGUCGACUCAUUCAAAGCCGUAAUCAUCAAGAUUAAAACAAAAAAGGCUUGAAAUAUUUCACUUUAUGUGCAAUGAAUCUAGAAUAUACGAAAGUUCCACUUUUUGAAUUAAAUUACGGGAAAAAAUGAACUUUUCCACGAUAUUCAAAUUUUUUGAGAUGAACCUGUAUAUGCCACACUAUUUGAGUCGACUCUUUUAGGUGAAUAGUCCGACUCACUCGUAAAUGACAUCACUUAUUCUACAUCAUUAUUCGUGUUUCAUUAUUAUUAUUAUUAUUAUUAUUAUUAUUAUUAUUAUUAUUAUUAUUCAUUUGUUCUGUAUGUAAUCAAAGUUGAAAACAGUGGACGUUGUAGAUAUUUGCACGUCUUAACGAACCAAAUAGAAAGCAAAUGAAAAUAAAUCCCACCAGAACCAGU